Messenger RNA from Notolabrus celidotus (New Zealand spotty), 2258 nucleotides. RefSeq names its product BAF chromatin remodeling complex subunit BCL7A (gene bcl7a). The transcript has 6 exons. The record is from RefSeq and is a predicted model, not a curated record. NCBI's taxonomy places the organism in Eukaryota, Metazoa, Chordata, Actinopteri, Labriformes, Labridae. Bases 102 to 716 code for a protein of 204 amino acids.
GUCCGCGCAGGCGCAGUCCGCUCCACUGUGCGCUCUACUGUUUGCAUUGUGUCUGAACUGCCGGCGAGCUUUAAAAAUAUUAAACCCACCGCGGCGGCACAAUGUCGGGCAGGUCGGUCCGAGCUGAGACCCGGAGCAGGGCGAAGGAUGACAUCAAGAGGGUCAUGGCGGCCAUCGAGAAAGUACGAAAAUGGGAGAAGAAAUGGGUGACCGUCGGAGACACGUCCCUUCGUAUCUACAAGUGGGUGCCGGUGACGGAGCCCAAAUCAGAUGAUAAAAACAAGAACAAGAAGAAGGGCAAAGAUGAGAAAUACGGCUCCGAGCUGACGACUCCAGAGAACAGCUCCUCCCCGGGGAUGAUGGACAUGCAUGGUAGGUGCUCAGAGGACGACAACAGCAACCAGAGCUCCAUCGCCGACUCGUCUCCGGUCAAACAGGAAAACAGUUGUAGCACGAGCCCCGCCCCCGAGCCCACCAACACGUCUCACCGCGAGAGCAGCGAGACCAAGAGUGACCAGAGCCCGGACAGCAAGAGGGGUAAGACCACCCCGUCAUCAGAGACCUCAGAGAGAGCACAAAGUGCCAAGAGAGACAGUCUGUCCUCAGGAGAGAAAGACUCCUCGGACAGCAAAGCCACUCAGGACCUAGAGGAGGAGGCCCCGCCCAGUAAGAAGAGCAAAGUGGAGUCCUCACCUCCGGACUAUGAGGAGAGUUAAAUCCCCGUCUCCUUCCCCCCUUCCUCUCUCCCUCCCUCUCUUCCUCCCUCCAUUAACUCUAGAUAAUUUAGGGCUAAUGGACACACCAGCUCUCCUCCCUCUCCUCUCACCCUCCCUCCCUCCUCCCUCUCUUCUUUACCCAAACUAUACCAAAGGGAGAAUGGACGUCUCUCUUCCUCCCUCCCUCCUUUCCUUCCUUCCUUCCAGUUUGCCUCCUCAGCCCUAACACUCCUCUGCCACAGAGGGAGAAUGGAUAUUACCUCUAUUCACUGGUCCCCUCCGUGCUUCCUUCCAGUUCUCCACUUUUUCACUAAUGCCAAGAGAAGCUCUGAACCCGGGAGCUGCAAUCCCCCUCUGCGACCAGGGGGGGCGGCGCUGUCAGCCGAGCUCCAGCCACCACCAGGCCAGACCACAAACCCCCUGACCUGCACCUGUGACUAAAAGAGUUAACACUGGGGAUCUGACUGUAGGACGAGGUCGAACCUGCGCGCUGCUCUGAGACCGUUUUUAAAUACUGCUAACGGGUCAGCUUAGACGCCGACCUGGUCUCAGAUCAGCCGCCGCAGGGGGAACCUCCACCCUACGACCUACGUCACUUCAAUCCUCCCGAUUCGCCUCCUGUUAGACUAAUGUUCUAUCUUUGUUUAGGAAAUGUGUAGGGUUUUUUUCUCAGGAGGGUCAAUGCACUGUUAUGGUAUGUCACAAUCGAUCACAGAUAGAUUUGCUGCUGUAGUGGAAGUCUUUUUUCUCUAUCCAUGAAAGGUUCUCCAUUCACAUGUUUUUAAAAGUGAUUAGCUCGUGGUUGGUAGAAGCAGAAGAAGAAGAAGAAGAAGAAGAAGACGGUACUGGUCAAAAGAAACUCCUUGGAGAAGUAGUGAAGACAGGCAUAGGUAGCGUAGAUCCUGAUGGUGUGCCUUGAGUUGCUACGAUUAAAUACACGUUUUAGGUCAAACAGGUUUUUGAAUCACAACUUUGGUGCCAUGCUUAGUUUUGUUUUUGCCUUAUCAUCGUCACUAAUUAGCAUUCGCCCACUUUUAUUUACAACCGCAAUAGAUUUCUCAUGGAAGGAAUAGCUCCACAUUUUGGGAAAGAGUUUGAGGAAGUGUUUGUGAAGCACUUAAAGACUGAAUACGAAGAGCGGCUAGAACCGUGACCUGAAGACGAGCAAUCUCACAAACUCUGAAGAAGCUAGCUCCAGACGCUCUGAUGGAUGCAUUCUGACUAAAAUACCACUCAAGACUAUGACGCUAAAGGCUAGAGGCGCUUAGCUUAGCAUCGGUUUUACCACAGUGUCAACAGGCAGAAGGGGAACGUGCCUUCCUGCAGGAUUUGAUAUGACGCGUGUGAUCAUGGAUGUCUCUGGCGUCGCCUUUGUUGUUGAGAAGUAAUCACCGUUGUUGGAUUUUAAGUAUCGGAAUCAAGGAGAAGUUUUUACGUGUUUGUUAAAUUCCCACGCAAAAAAACGGGGAACAAAAGUUACAUAUCGUUUGUUUUUUUAUGCGAAUCACGUCGAGAACGUACAUUUUUAUGCCGAUUAAGUAA